This is a messenger RNA of Notechis scutatus (mainland tiger snake), 2224 nucleotides long. It is a transcript of the gene ARF1, whose product is annotated as ARF GTPase 1. The record is from RefSeq and is a predicted model, not a curated record. NCBI's taxonomy places the organism in Eukaryota, Metazoa, Chordata, Lepidosauria, Squamata, Elapidae. Gene Ontology annotation, molecular function: GTP binding; GTPase activity.
CUUGGCACUGACGUGGCCGCCGGGAGCCGCCAUCUUGUGCGCAGUGAGGGAGGCGGAAGGCGAAGGCCAGAAGCAGGUGAGGCACCCGGCGCGCCCGGAAAGGACGACGACGACGGAGACCUUCGCAGCCAGGCACCCCGCGACGUCGCCCGAUUUUCUUGGCCAGUGGGUGAACGACAUCCUCAAACAUGGGAAAUAUUUUUGCCAACCUUUUCAAAGGCCUCUUCGGCAAAAAAGAAAUGCGUAUACUUAUGGUCGGACUGGAUGCCGCAGGAAAAACUACUAUAUUGUACAAGCUUAAACUCGGUGAAAUAGUAACAACCAUCCCUACUAUAGGUUUUAAUGUAGAAACGGUAGAAUACAAGAAUAUUAGCUUCACGGUGUGGGAUGUCGGUGGACAGGAUAAGAUCAGACCACUCUGGCGCCAUUAUUUCCAAAACACACAAGGCUUGAUCUUUGUGGUCGAUAGCAACGACAGAGAGCGAGUCAAUGAAGCCAGAGAAGAGCUUAUGAGAAUGUUGGCAGAAGACGAGCUCAGAGACGCUGUCCUUUUAGUGUUCGCUAACAAACAGGACCUGCCGAAUGCCAUGAAUGCUGCGGAAAUCACAGACAAACUGGGGUUGCAUUCUCUCCGCCACAGAAACUGGUACAUCCAGGCCACCUGCGCCACCAGUGGGGACGGCCUCUAUGAAGGACUGGACUGGUUGUCCAAUCAGCUCCGAAACCAGAAAUGAAGCCCUGAAUUAUUCCUCUCUUCUCCACCCCUCUCCACCCCUCCUCUUCCUCUCCCUCCUCCUCCUCCUCCUCCUCGCUUUACUCUAAUGUGGCAACCAUGCUACUCUGUAGUAUUGAGUGCCGGAAACUGUUUUCAUCAUCUCUUCUCGUCCACAGGAUUUGUCCUUCACCACCACCACCACCACCACGCUGUACAUGUGGCAAAACCACUCCAGGAAAGAAAAAAAAAACAGUUUUAACUUUUUAUUUUCUUAUUUAAUGUAAAUAGUUCUUGUUUUUCCCACAAGGCAGUUUCUGGUACUCCUAUGCAAUGUUAUUCGGCUCUUUUUAAAAUGAUAAAAAGGUUUGGUUGUUUUUUUUAACCACCACCCACCCAAUAACUUGUGAGUGAAUUCAGGAAAAAAAAAAAGGUUGCCAGGAAUCUGGUUUUAUUUGUGUCGUGUGUGUGCGUGUGUGGGGGCUAGAUCCAAACGCGAUCCCUCUCGGCUUGUGGAUCUGGGCUGAGGCCUGAUUUCCACAGCUCUGUUGUUAAGCCUGGGUAUGAGCUCCUUUUCGGAAGACGGGGCUGGUGGGAAGGAGGGCGGAAAGGCCGGAACCCAGGACCCUUUGCGCGAUUUCUGCAACUGAGACGUGAAGAAUUGCCGGCAAGUUUCCCUUGUCCUGGAUCAUAAAAUACCCUCUGUCUUCUUUCAGCGCUUGGCCUUUUCGCGACUGCAGGCGGAUGGGAGACUUUGCCCAGAAUUAAAGCGAAGUCAGUGGAGGUUGCAGAUUAAUGAGAAAUUGGGACACCCCCGCCCCUCCCCCCAGCCCCUGUACUCUUUUUAACUGCCCCUUAGAUUUGGAUUUUUAAAAAAAUCACUUUUUACCCUCCAACCCAUGAGUGCCACCAUCUUCCUCUUCCCCUCUGUCGCUGGGCAGCCUGUCUCCUUCAAAAGGGGAAAAAAGAAAAAAUCCUCUUAAUUUCUCCAGCCUAGAAUGAAUUUUCCAAAGACGGUCCUCUUGCACGAACGUCACAGCUGCAGCCACAAGUACUGUAACUUAAAUAAGAAAUGUCACACAAGCUUUCCGUUGUCGCAUCCGGGAAAAGGGGGCGGGGCGGGAAUACCAAAAACACGGGAGGGUUUGGUGAUCGGACGCCUUCCAUUCUUAGAGACGUGUCUAGAUUCCAUUUUUUGGAACGCGAGAAGCGCCCUCUUUGCAUCCCUUCCUACUGCGAGGUUUGAGAUUUGCCAUCCCAGAUUUUAACUUUUUGUUUUUUCUUUUGUAUUUUGAUAAUUAAAAAAAAAAACACUGAAGAAGCUGGAGCUGUUGCAACUCAAGAAAAACACGAUGAGAACUGGUUUGUUUAGUGUUGUGGACAAGAAAAAAAACCCCUCUCCUUGUUUUCUUUCAAUACAGUAAUCGACUGUUUUGUAUACUUGUUUUCAGUUAUCAUUUCAACAAACGAGCACUGUAAUUAAAGCUAUUACAAUAAAAAUCUCUUAACUAU